Aspergillus luchuensis is the source of this 750-nucleotide messenger RNA. RefSeq lists its product as uncharacterized. Gene Ontology annotation, biological process: mycotoxin biosynthetic process. The record is from RefSeq and is a predicted model, not a curated record. Lineage: Eukaryota; Fungi; Ascomycota; Eurotiomycetes; Eurotiales; Aspergillaceae. The transcript has 2 exons. The coding region runs from base 1 to 750 and encodes 249 amino acids.
AUGCCCACACAAACACGCUUCCUCUAUAGUAUACUAGCAACACUUAUCUUCCUCCUUUUCACAACUCUUGGUAUCAUAUACACAUCAACCGGCAGCUUAGCCAGUCUCUCCCAAAAGUUCCACAUACAUGUUUGUCCAAGCGAGCCUCGAUCUACACCUCCAAUCAUCCGGAAAUUCCAAGCGUUGACUCCGUUACUGGGUGCUAAAUCUGAUGGCUCUCUACUUCAUGAUACAAAUCGCUCAUGGGAAUCCCUUCUUCUCCCCGAGAACGGCGGUAUUCUGAAGGUCCGGACGGAUAACAACACCAUUACCGACUACGGGAUCUCCAUGUUCCAUCAGCUUCAUUGCCUAACUGUUCUUCGGGGGCUGAUUUUCCCUGAAACCUCUCAGCAUCACGGUGUUUCGACCUCGCCGUCACAUUCGGGUGAUGAGCACGAAGACGCAGUGCACUGGGCUCAUUGUUUUGAUUAUAUUGCCCAGUCCAUAAUAUGUGCAGCAGAUGGUACUAUAGAGCCACCUCAUCCAGCGCUUAAUAAAGAUGGGAACCGAAUCCUCGUCAUCGAUGGGAUUGGGCAUGCCCAUCAAUGCAGGGACCCGGAGCCGUUAUGGAGGGCUGUUCGAGAUAGUGGGAGUAAUCCCGUUUAUCUUUCUGAAGUGAAGGAUACUGUCGGCCAUAGUGAGUUUCCUCUAAAGGAGGAAGCUACGUGCCAGAGUGCUUGUUCGAUGCCAGAGCCAUACCGGAUUGAAUGA